Acinonyx jubatus (cheetah) is the source of this 603-nucleotide messenger RNA. RefSeq names its product small EDRK-rich factor 2 (gene SERF2). The coding region runs from base 127 to 528 and encodes 133 amino acids. NCBI's taxonomy places the organism in Eukaryota, Metazoa, Chordata, Mammalia, Carnivora, Felidae. The record is from RefSeq and is a predicted model, not a curated record. The transcript has 3 exons.
AGCCCGGGCUCGAAGGGGCGGGGAGGAAAGGACGACUUCGUUACGCUUGGAGAAGGGGGCGGGGCCUGCAACGUCGGACAGAACGAGGGGACGCAACGGAGGCAGGCCGGAGCCGCUGCCGUCGCCAUGACCCGCGGUAACCAGCGCGAGCUCGCCCGCCAGAAGAAUAUGAAAAAGCAGAGCGACUCGGUUAAGGGAAAGCGCCGAGAUGACGGGCUUUCUGCUGCCGCCCGCAAGCAGAGUGCCCCAUCAUCUCUACCCCUAGGGACUCGGAGAUCAUGCAGCAGAAGCAGAAAAAGGCAAACGAGAAGAAGGAGGAACCCAAGUAGCUUUGUGGCUUCGUGUCCAACCCUCUUGCCCUUCGCCUGUGUGCCUGGAGCCAGUCCCACCACGCUCGCGUUUUCUCCUGUAGUGCUCACAGGUCCCAGCACCGAUGGCAUUCCCUUUGCCCUGAGUCUGCAGCGGGUCCCUUUUGUGCUUCCUUCCCCUCAGGUAGCCUCUCUACCCCUGGGCCACUCCUGGGGGUGAGGGGGUUACCCCUUCCCAGUGUUUUUUAUUCCUGUGGGGCUCACCCCAAAGUAUUAAAAGUAGCUUUGUAAUUUC